AUGGACCUCCUCGCAGGCAACGCGCCGCGUCCAUCCACGCCUGUCCCGGGCGUGUGGCUCCUCGACUGUCCGUCCGAGCUGCACGUACGCGUCUUUGCACUGGCCCCUCCUCCUCCUCCCUUACCAGCUCCUUCUCCAGUAGCAACAACAGUACCACCACCCCUCCCUUCGCCCACAAACUCUACCACACUAGCCAUCCCAGUCCCUCCAGCAACCGCACCGCUCCCUUCUCCUCCCACGAGUGCGCCUCCACAACUCUCCCUCGCGCUCCCACUGCCCUCUCCAGCCCUCCCUUCGUCAUCAGCGGCGUCAGCACCUCCCAACCUCGCCCCAACAGCAUCCCUCAUCACGCUCCCCACCCCGACAACAGCACAAGAUGUCAGCCACCAAGAGGCCUCCACCAUUGACCGUCUCCGCAGCGACGCCCUCGAGCGCGCAUGGGUAGCCCUCAACUCGUGUUCAUCGGAUAUCAGGCGGCUGUUCUCAGGCCCGUGUGCAGUCGUUGCCCCGGCCGCUGGAGGGUCUGGCUCCAGUCUGUCAGAAUCGGGAUCUGGAUCCGGCGCCGGCGCGCCCAAGGCAAACGACGUCAAGCCUGAGACAGAUUCUGGUGUGGCGUCCAGUACGGCGGCGGACAAGGCCAAGGCCGACAAGGCCGACGAAGGCUCCUCGUCUGCUGCUGCGCAGACCGAUGGCGAGCGCCAGCUCUGGAUGUUCUCAUCUGAUGCCAACCUGCCCGUCCCGGAGGGCCUGGUCGAGGUCCGCCGCCCUGCACCCAUCUCGCUUGCGUCAAGCCUCACCUGCGCCGAACACGGACACGCGCUCGCAUGCCUCGCAAGUACUGGCUGCGACCAGUUGACAUUUGCGCCUCCCGCAAGUUGGCCGUUGCUCGAGGCUGCAGCAGGCGAGAAGCUCGCGUGGGCAAUGGGAGUGCGGAUUGCCUUGCUCCCUUCGUCACUCGUCCUGGGGCCUGCACCGUAUGAUGUGCGCCUCCGUCCAACAAGCGCAACGGCUAGCAAAGAGGACGGCGCACUCAUUCUCACUGCCAAGCCCCGCGCGCCCGCUCACUGCGCUCCACGGCCGCCAGCACCCCCGUCGGGCGCAGGCGCAGAGCCACUGGUUCUCCGCCCCCUGUCCCUCCCUGCUCUCCUUGUUGCGCCGCACACAACGGACAAUCCGCAAGAUGAACGUCUCAGUGCUGCGUUUGACGCUGCCCUCGGUCCCGGAUGGAAAGCUGGGAGGACGGAAGCGCGUGUCGCUGCGCAGGCCAACGACAUGCCACAGCCAGACUGGAGCGUCUACUUUGUGCCCCUCGGCUCUGGGUUUGACGAGCGCUCCCUCCCUGCAGCUGUCGCCGCCAAAUGGCGCGGUGCGCAGGGCGUCCUCACCGUAUGGCCAACACACCUCGCGCGGCCCCUCGCCCCUACGCCCCGUCGCCCAGCCGCCCUCCCACCCAGGUUUGGCGGUGGCCUCGGUGCCGCUCCCGACCUCAUGUCAGCCGCGACAGGCCUGUUUGACUUUUUCACGAGCUACACCGAGCCCGAACCUGAAGUCGAGGAGGAGGAAGAGGCCGAGGAGACAGAGGAGCCCAUCAUGAUCGAGGAAGAGGACGACAGCAGCAGCAAGCGCGAAGACGAAAGCGUCGGCGACCUGUUUUCGGCCCACUCGCAGAGUCCCGAGCCUGAAAUUGAAGAGGGCGACCUGUUUGGAAGUACGUUUACAACUCCCCGUGCUAGUGCGCUGGAACUGGAUGGCGUCCCCGAGCCAAAUGACGAUGCGGAUAUUGUUCCAGUCGCGGCUGACAGCAUGGACGUGGACGGCCUGUUUGGUGACGACGGUGACGAUGGUACGGCCGACGUCACAGUCGACACAGUCGUCCCCCCUGCAAUCAUCACCGAGGUGCCAUCACGGGCAAGCGAGCUGGAUGAUUCGCGCAACAACCUCGUCACAGAGGACGACUUCAACUUUUUCGACUCGCCGCCACCUGAUGAGAUUGAGGUCGCCACGCCAGAGACUCCCAAAGGCGAGCGUAUCUUUGAGCCAACCGGAGCAGAGCCCAAGUUUGAGGUCAUUUCGCGUGCGCCUUCGCGUCCAGUCUCAAGACCCUUGUCGAGAAUGCCCUCGCGGGCAGCUUCAAGAGCCGCUUCAAGGGCCCCUUCAAGAGCAACCAGUCCACGACUGUCGUCCCUGGCGCUGUCUCUCAGAUUGAAGGAGAGUGUGCAGGCACCCCCGAGGCCACCAUCACCACCCCCAGUCGAGGCUGUCGAGGUCAUCGAGCCGCCGGCCAAGAAGCCACGCUAUCUGGACAGUGUGCCGCCAGCAUUCGCUCCGCUCCCUCUGGGACGCCGUCGCCGACCGCGGUUCGCGUACGGCCUGCCCAGUCCUGCUUCUACCGUCUCGUCUCUUCGCGCGGACCUUGUGGACCGUAUCCGCGCAUCAUGCGAGGGCGGUGGUACCAGCAGCGAGAAGGACAAGACGCCAAAGUAUGACUACACUGCGUCAUGGGAUGUCGACAGCGACGAGAGUGAUUCAGAGGCCGACAGCCAGGUCACAACCAAUGGACCUCCUACGCCAACCUCAACAGCAGACUACGAGGACGGCACACCAGCACCAAUGACUGCCAUCUUUCCUCCCCCGCCGCCGCCCGCAGACGACGAGGUCGAGUUUGAGGGUACUAUAUGCGUCGGUGGCGAGUGGUCGUCGCUCAAGGACGCGCCGACCAUGGCCACCUCAAUCGGUCGACCAUGGGCCCAGUCAUGGGUUGAAGAGGUCAACGAGGUUGCCGACGCCUAUCCUUCACCAGCACCCGAGCCCAAGGUUGACCUCGACCUCGGUUCAGUUGACAUUGACGCCUUGGCGAACGCAGUCGUUCGUAACCGUUUCUUUCGCCACGUGUUUGACAAUGCCGCAACGGAACAGUCGCCAGUCCGCCCUCCAACGCAACUGCUCAAGACGGGCGCAAUGUUGUUGGAGUUAACCGAGACCAGCAGCGAAAAGCUGUACACCCUCCCAACGGCGACCGUCAAUGUUGGCUAUGGUGGCCACAUUAUGCGUCUCUCGGUCGCUGCAUUGCGAUACUGGCGCGAGCUCGGUCUUUCACCCGCCGGCGGACCCAAGGAUGUCGAGGCGUACGCAGUGUGUGAGCCAGGUGACGACUCUGAACGCCUUGCCUCGGACUUUUUGCGCGACAUUGGCGAAGUGUACACCGUUCACAACCUCGGCAAGCACGAGACGGCCAAGGACGCCAUCGUCACUGCCUCGCCAUCUGGUACAGCGGCGGCUGUUGGAAAGCUGCGCGCAAAAGCCACGAAACCCAUGGUCAUCUAUGUCAUCACCUACUCGACCUCUGUCACGCCCACAGCCCUUGCGCCGCUCCUCGCUGCAUCCUACACGUCUUCGUUUGUCCACGUUGUUCCCGCAGGAGCGAUCCGACUCCCCAACCUCAUGUCCAUUGCAUUUGAGAUCUACGACAUGAUCCCCCGUCCGCUCAAGCGCGUCAACUUGCAUGGCAAGCCGCUCGACCUCCCGGAGGCAUGGAUGCCCUUCCACGCGUUUACCAUUGCGGGUGAGGAGGAUCCCAAGCCGUCGCUGAGCAUGGCUUGGCCACAGCGCAACUAUGACGUGCUCAACCGCUGGCGGCUUGUCCAUGGAUCUUGGGCCUACAUCAAGCAUCUCGGCGUCCUUGUCCUGGCCAUGGCCGAUGCGCAGGGCGACUCGUGUGAAGUCAAGGCAAUCCGCAUGGAGGGCACCCCUGCAACCCGCGCCCAGAAGGUCUGGGACGUCUUUGCGGCCUUUGCCUCGGCUGCGGCAACCGAAUGGCGUUUGACAGUGUGCUCAUAUGGCCUCAUGGCAAAGGAGGACUUGGACGUCUGGAAGGCACUUGUCGCUACACGUCGCGAGCCCGUCACCCUUCUGAUGGUCGACCCGCCUGCAACUGCAGCCGAGCAGCCCACUCGACCUCGCCCUCCUGUCGCCAACAUUCCGCCGUCGACGUUUGCCGACCCGGGGGCAAGUAUCAUGGACGAAACUCUUGUCGGUGGCACUGCACCGUUUUCGCGCCGUCUGGCUGUGGACCUUCCGCCGCCACAGGCCGAGUCGAAUGAAACACCGUCCACCACAAUCUACCCCAACUCAUCCUUUGUCCUCUCCCUCGCCACUGUCACGGGCAUGAACUCGGUCUCGUCCGUGUACCACGUGCUCUUCCACCGCAAGGCCCCCAACAAGGCAGACGACCGCAAGCCAACCGAGCUCGUGCCAGACGAGUUCCACCGUCUUGCCUGCCUUGGGCGCAGACGUUGGGGUCUUGAUGGCGUCAUUCAUGUUGAGGCUGUGGGCGCUGUGUGUCGUGCUCUGGCGGCUGUGGCGCGUGGCGUUUAA
Messenger RNA from Apiotrichum porosum, 4374 nucleotides. RefSeq lists its product as uncharacterized. Bases 1 to 4374 code for a protein of 1457 amino acids. Gene Ontology annotation, biological process: regulation of transcription by RNA polymerase II. The transcript is spliced from 3 exons. Gene Ontology annotation, molecular function: transcription coregulator activity. Gene Ontology annotation, cellular component: mediator complex. The record is from RefSeq and is a predicted model, not a curated record. Lineage: Eukaryota; Fungi; Basidiomycota; Tremellomycetes; Trichosporonales; Trichosporonaceae.